Coccinella septempunctata (seven-spotted ladybird) is the source of this 590-nucleotide messenger RNA. RefSeq lists its product as uncharacterized. Bases 79 to 540 code for a protein of 153 amino acids. NCBI's taxonomy places the organism in Eukaryota, Metazoa, Arthropoda, Insecta, Coleoptera, Coccinellidae. The transcript has 2 exons. The record is from RefSeq and is a predicted model, not a curated record. Gene Ontology annotation, molecular function: chitin binding. Gene Ontology annotation, cellular component: extracellular region.
UCGUUAUGAAAUAAUCGGUAAGGAUUAUGAGCUUUUGUACUAUAAUUCCACUUAAGUAAGUGUCUUCUACCAUAGACAAUGUUGAUUCGGGACAAAUUCGAAAGCAGACUGAAUGUAUCGUUUGCGAAUAUGAAAAUUUUCGAGAUAUUAUUCUUGAUAACCUUGAUUUGUACACUCUCAUCAACCCAACGAUGUAUAUUUCCUGGAAGGUAUAAGGACUAUACUGAUCCAACCGGCAGGCUUUAUUACAUCUGCAACCAAUUUGAUGGUGUUCCUAUAUACUUCAGAUGUCCAGUGAAUAACGUCUUCAAUGCAUUAACGCAGGUUUGUGAAGUGUCUAGCAACCCAAAACGACUUCAGUGUACUUGGAUUCAGAUACUUUUAGGAAAAACGCCUAAUCCUUCAGGAGAUGGAACCACAUAUAUCGACUGCACCGAUCCUUCUUUAGGUCCUAGAAUUGUUGCAUGUAGUGCUGGCUUGUUCUCCCCAAUCCUAAUGUGUUGUUACGAUACUGCUGCAAAUGUUUGUUUUUUAUCGUGAAUCUGUAAAAUAUGUUAAGGAUAUUGAAUAAAUAUUCCGGUGACCUUGUA